UAUACAAAUUAGAUCACUUUGCAAACAUUUUGAUUGAUUAUUUAUAUAUAUUUUUUUCCCAAUCUCCUGUUAUAGGCCCCAACACGACAGUAUCCGUGGGGGAUGAUAUUCCACCACCACCACCAGCAAUUCCUGUUACUGGCCCCAGCAGGACAGAGGAACUGCCUGUAGAUACACGAGCAGUCCCUUCCACAAGCAGAGGAGUAGGGAGAGGUAGGGAAGAGCAUAGAAGGGAGUCUGAUCUAUUUUCGUCCUCCUUAUCUCCCGUGGCACAAGGGUCAACUUCCAGCACUCCUCACUCAACCUUCUCCUCCCGUUCUCUGCUUACCUCUUCCUACCUCCAGAAGGAUAGAAAGAGAAGGCUGGACUUCUCUUCAGACACCAGCGAGGAUGAGGAAGAGGUCGAUGUCCCCACCCAAUUACAUGCUGCAGCAGCAGCAACAAGAACAGCAGCAACAUGGAGAGCACGUGGUGGAAGAGCGAGUGGGAGGAGGAGGAGACAGCAUCGGGGGAGGAGGGGCCGCCUUAUCUUGGGGCAAACAAACCACGGCAACCCUCCCAACCCUGACUCACCCCCGUCUUCACCACCACCACCACAUCAGGGUGUGGUUGAUGCCAUCGUGUGGAGGGACUGUGAGGAUCAUACACCUGCUGUGUUCGAGUUUGACAACCCAACAGGUGUACAGCCUGAACUUGGUUGCACUACCACAUCAAGCAUUUUGAAUUAUUUCUUGGCAUUUUUGAUGUGGCAGUGAUAUCGCUAAUCGUCAAUGAAACCAACCUGCACAGGCAACUACUAGCCAACUGGGAAGAUCCACGAUUAGUUUGGGGCUAUUCCCACUCCUCCACUUGGAAUGACGUGACCCCCUCAGAGAUGUAUGUGUGGUUAGCUCAUACAAUGUUGAUGCCUCAUGUAAAGAAACACAAAGCUCAGGACUACUGGAGCAAAGAUGAACUUAUUCAUACUCCAAUAUUUGGAAAAUAUAUGGGUAGGGAUAGGUACCUGAGUAUAUACAAAUUUCUCCACUUUGCCACUAAUAUGGGCCCAGUACCUAAUGACAGAUUAUAUAAAGUUCGUUACCUUAUAUCUUUGCUUCAGGAGAAGAUGAGGAGAUUCUUCAAACCAUACCAGAAACUGGUUAUCGACGAGUCGCUUGUACUUUUCCGUGGGAGACUGAAUUUCAUCCAGUACAUCCCGUCUAAGCACCACUGUUUUGGCUUGAAAUUCUUCGUGUUGUGCGAUUGCAAGACGGGAUAUAUACUGGAUUUUGUCAUCUACACAGGUACGGAUGUGGAUAUCCAGGAGACAGGCCCUCAUGGGUUCUCAGGAGCUGUUGUCAAGACUCUCCUGGAUAAACACUUCAAGAGGAACCACAUCCUGUACACCGAUAAUUACUAUACUUCACCUGCACUCACUCAGUUCCUCCUGCGGGAAGAAAAAGGCACCUGUGGCACUGUCAGAGCUAACAGGAAGCACUGGCCAGCUUUCCGGGCCACGUCGAGGGGACAAGUCCAGAAAAAAGAGUCUGGACCAAUGCUGGCCAUGCAGUGGAUGGACAGACAUCCUGUGAAUAUGCUUUCGACGAUGCACACAGGUGACCUGCAGGACAGUGGCAAAGUUGAUCACAACACAGGUGAACCAGUGAAGAAGCCUGAUGCAGUGAUUGACUAUAAUGUCAACAUGCGACUCGUCGACAAGAGCAACAUGAUGGUGAGUGAAAUUGACAGCCUGCGGAAGACCCGAACGUGGUACAAAAAGGUUUUUCUCCACCUUGUGGAUGUAAUGGUGCUGAACUCUCAUAUCCUAUACAAGCAGCUAUCUGGCAAUACGAAACUCUCUCUCAGGUGCUUUGAGAAAGAGUUAGUCAGGCAGCUAUUGUCGAGGUUUGGCACCAUCACAGGCAAACCUGAAGGCCCAAGACAGAUGCUCCUCACAGACCGGCUGCAUUCUGUAGAUUUCAAUAAAACACACCGGCUGACCCUCAACCCUCGCUUGGCUUCAGGGAGGACGCCUUUUCGGUCUUGCAUAGUCUGCAAGCAUACCGCCCACAGAGAACAAAGACGGGUAGAAACAAGAUACCACUGCAGCUCAUGCAAUGUCGCCUUGUGCGCUGUAGACUGCUUCUCAGAUUUCCAUUCGGAAGAACAGUACUAGCAAGGAGUGUGGGAGACUAUGAAUAAGUGUAAAUACGUGUGUAAUAUAAUGUUCUAGAGUUGUGAAGUGACAGUGACACAACAUAAUAUAAGAGAUGUGACAGUGACACAGUAUAAGUGAUGUGCCAGUGACACAAUAAUAAGAACAAAUAAAUAGUGUAAAUAAGUGUAUAUAGUGUUUGAUGUAGCAUAAGUGAUGUGAUAAUGACACUUUAGUAAAGGAGAAGUGACAGUGAAAACUACAGACACUGUAAAUGAUUCACAGAGGAUUUAGGCCUACAGGGGAUACCUCUAUAAAAAAAACAUGCCCUGACUUUACCUCAUGGGUGGUGUGGAAACAAGUAAAAAAAUAAUAAUAGUAAAAGAGAGAGAGAGAGAGAGAGAGAGAGAGAGGAUACAAGGGGCCCGUUUUCUAUCGCUGUAGCUAAGGCCGCUGGCGCCGAUUGGACACAAGGCCACGUACACCGAUUAUACCACCUCAUUCAACCUGUGAUAUUUUGGUAACCAUAGCAUCUAGAGACUUCUGGUUUUUUGCAUUGCAAAGAGAAAGAGUUGCUUGUGGGCAGAACACCAUUUGUACUCACUUGUUUCUUGAAUUUUCAAUUGUAAUCAGUAUGUAAAUAGAGGCUAUUUUGUGCGUUUCUUGCCAAACUUCCCGAGUUAGCGUGAGCGAAAAACCAAACGUCCCCAAAUUUUAGGGGUUGUUCCACAC
This is a messenger RNA of Portunus trituberculatus (swimming crab), 2866 nucleotides long. Its product is annotated as piggyBac transposable element-derived protein 4-like. The record is from RefSeq and is a predicted model, not a curated record. NCBI's taxonomy places the organism in Eukaryota, Metazoa, Arthropoda, Malacostraca, Decapoda, Portunidae. Bases 875 to 2155 code for a protein of 426 amino acids. The transcript is spliced from 2 exons.